Hirsutella rhossiliensis is the source of this 1557-nucleotide messenger RNA. Its product is annotated as transposase. The record is from RefSeq and is a predicted model, not a curated record. NCBI's taxonomy places the organism in Eukaryota, Fungi, Ascomycota, Sordariomycetes, Hypocreales, Ophiocordycipitaceae. Gene Ontology annotation, molecular function: nucleic acid binding. The transcript is spliced from 5 exons. The coding region runs from base 1 to 1557 and encodes 518 amino acids. Gene Ontology annotation, biological process: DNA integration.
AUGCUCGACACAGGUGCUUCCGACGUUUCAACCGCUGGCCUAGACCAAUUCCAUGCCUGGCAGCGCGAAGACCACUGCGCUACCCUCGAUACCACCCGCGCAGGCCAGGCAGGCAUCUCCUUUGGAGAUGGACCCCGGAUUGUGUCUGUCGGUGCGACCGCGAUUCGCACGGCAUUCGGGCCCGUUGAUUUCCACGUUCUUCCCACUAAGACCCCGUUCCUCCUCUCCCUAGCCGAUAUGGACCGGCUAGGCUUUUUCAACAAUCAGACCAACGAAGUCGUCCGCGAUGACAUUCGCGUUCCCGCAUCAAUCCGUGAGAUCACGAGGAUGUGCCACCACUGUCAAAUCAACGGCACCUCCCCCCAACGCUUCAGGUUUACCCUUAGAGACGACCGCGAGUUCAAUUUCGAGAUAACCGCGGAUGUAGUCCAAAUAGGCGGAAAGCCUGUGCUACACGUGAUCGACGAAGCCACAGCGUUCCAAGGCGCCAGGUUCCUCCCCUCGAUGACCGCCCGAGACACCUGGGAAACGCUACGGAUGCUGUGGAUAGACACCUACCAAGGCCCCCCGGACUUUAUGCGCCACGAUGCCGGCACUAACUUUGCAGCAGAGGAGUUCCAAAAAGAGGCAUCGCUGAUGGGUAUCACUUGCAGGCAGGUGCCUAUCGAAGCCCACAACUCGAUUGGAAAGGUAGAAAAGGCACACGGCCCCCUCCGCCGCGCCUACGAUAUCCUCCAAGCAGAGUUGGGUGAGUCGAGAAGCCCAGAUGCCCUCCUCCAAAUGGCUGUAAAGGCAGUCAAUGACACAGCCGGCCCGGAUGGCCUUGUCCCUACCCUCCUCGUCUUCGGCGCAUACCCACGAAUCAACCACGAUUCACCGCCCUCUCCCCCUAUGAUCAAGCGCGCAGAGGCUAUUCGGAAAGCCAUGGCAGCUCUGCACCGUGCUGCCGCUGCCCGUCAGGUUAGAGAUGCCCUCAACACGAGGAAUGGACCAAAUGUAGAGCGCGCUGCAGAGCUUCCCCUGCAGAGCGAGGUCCUCGUGUGGAGAGAGGCUGACGGCUGGACCGGCCCGUGGAUCGUUAUCGGCAAUAACGGCCACGAAAUAACAAUCAAUCAUGUCAAUGGCCCCCGCAACUUCAGGAUCACAGCGGUCAAGAAAUACCACCGUGAUCCUCAGGCCCCCUCAUCACAACCCCACGACGACUCGCAGCCAAAUCCCCGACGAGUCGACCCCAAUGCACCCCCUAACCCCGAUCAAGAUGAUGCCCCUGCCCCUGUGCUCCUACCUGAACAACGCCGACGAGGACGCCCCAAAGGCUCCAAGAACAAGCCCAAGACCGGCGUAGCCAACCUGUCAAAGAAGGAAGUUAAUCACUAUGAUCACGCUUCCGAUACCCAAGAGAUUAACAACCUAAUCGCACAGGGUGUGUUUGAGUUCAUUCGUUUCGACCCGUGGCCCACAAAGGCCAAAGACUCUUUAAAGCACGCAUGGCAUCAUCCCGCCGGCUUCGGCAUGGUCGCUAUGCAGACGGAUGACACCUCCUCCUCGCCUCCCUGA